Chanos chanos (milkfish) is the source of this 918-nucleotide messenger RNA. Its product is annotated as olfactory receptor 52L1-like. The transcript has a single exon. The record is from RefSeq and is a predicted model, not a curated record. Gene Ontology annotation, molecular function: odorant binding; G protein-coupled receptor activity; olfactory receptor activity. Gene Ontology annotation, biological process: G protein-coupled receptor signaling pathway; detection of chemical stimulus involved in sensory perception of smell. Gene Ontology annotation, cellular component: membrane. Lineage: Eukaryota; Metazoa; Chordata; Actinopteri; Gonorynchiformes; Chanidae. Bases 1 to 918 code for a protein of 305 amino acids.
AUGUGUAAUAUUUCCUUCAUACUGGAUGGAUAUAGAGGAAUAUAUGACCAAAGAUAUAUUUUCAUUGUCGUGAUGGGUUUAUUUUAUCCUAUUAUGAUUGUUGCUAACAUGUUAAUCAUUUACAUUAUAUGUGUUGAGAGGAGUCUUCACAAGCCAAUGUAUAUCUUCAUAUGUAACUUGGCAUGCAUUAACUUAUAUGGUGGUUCAGGUUUAACGCCAUUUAUCUUGACUAACAUUGUUAAUGAGAAACAUGUGAUAACGUGGACAGCUUGUUUAAUUCAGAUUUUCUCUCUGCACACUUAUGGUGGAUGUGAAAUAACAAAUUUAAUGGUUAUGGCAUAUGAUCGGUAUAUUUCUAUUUGUUUUCCACUUACCUAUGAAAAAACUAUGACCUCUUCAAAAGUGACGAUUUGUAUUGCACUGACAUGGUUGGUGCCAAUUGUUAGAUGCACCAUCACUCUCAACAUAACAGCAAAUCUGGAAAUGUGUGGAACCAUCAUUGAAAAGGUUUAUUGUGAUAACUACUCAGUUGUCAAGUUGGCAUGCUCCUAUUCAUUAGUGAAUAACAUAUACAGUGCUACUGUGACUGUCCUGGCUGUAGUGCUUCCAUUUUUCAUUAUUUUUUACUCUUAUAUAAGAAUAAUAGUAAUCAGUCUAAAACUGUCUAAAAGCAGACAAGCUAAAGUCAUGAAUACGUGCACUCCACACCUUGUUGCAAUGUCCAAUUUUACAAUUGGUUGUUGUUUUGAACUUUACCAAAGCAGAUUUGACAUGAGUCAUCUGCCAUACUCAGUUCGUGUUUUUCUUUCUCUUUAUUUCCUGAUCCUGUCACCUCUUGUGAAUCCACUUGUAUACGGCAUCAGAACUAAAAAAAUUAAUGAAGCCAUGAGGAAAAGAAUUAGUCAUAUUAUACAUUAA